AUGAGUUCCAAGCCAAAAUCCAUAGGGGUCAUCGGAGCUCCUUUCUCAAAGGGCCAGCCACGAGGAGGGGUGGAAGAAGGCCCUACAGUAUUGAGGAAGGCUGGUCUGCUUGAGAAACUUAAAGAACUAGAGUGUGAUGUGAAAGAUUAUGGGGCCCUGACCUUUGCUGAUGUCCCUAAUGACAGUCCCUUUCAAAUGGUGAAGAAUCCAAGGUCUGUGGGAAAAGCAAGUGAACAGCUGGCUGAUGUGGUGGCAGAAAUCAAGAGGAACGGAAGGACCAGCCUUGUACUGGGCGGAGACCACAGCUACAUUUUGAAAAUUCUGGGAAUUAAAUACUUUUCAAUGACUGAAGUGGAUAAACUGGGAAUUGGCAAGGUGAUGGAAGAAGCAUUCAGCUAUCUACUAGGAAGAAAGAAAAGGCCAAUUCAUUUGAGCUUUGAUGUUGAUGGACUGGACCCGUCUUUCACACCAGCUACUGGCACACCAGUCCAGGGAGGUCUGUCUUACAGAGAAGGUCUCUACAUCACAGAAGAAAUUUACAAAACAGGGCUACUGUCAGGAUUAGAUAUAAUGGAAGUGAAUCCAUCUCUGGGGAAGACACCAGAAGAAGUAACUCGGACAGUGAACACAGCAGUAGCAAUAACCUUGGCUUGUUUUGGAGUUGCUCGGGAGGGUAACCAUAAGCCUACUGAUUACCUUAACCUGCCUAAGUAAACACGGAAACGUCAUAGAAAAAUCUCACAGUUAACGACAUAAUUAGCAAAUCCACUAGUUUAGUUAAACUUCUAGUUACCCUCCCAAAGAUUUGGUCUUUCAGAAAAAUGU
Balaenoptera ricei (Rice's whale) is the source of this 825-nucleotide messenger RNA. It is a transcript of the gene ARG1, whose product is annotated as arginase 1. Gene Ontology annotation, cellular component: cytosol; cytoplasm; nucleus. The record is from RefSeq and is a predicted model, not a curated record. Bases 1 to 714 code for a protein of 237 amino acids. The transcript has 6 exons. Gene Ontology annotation, molecular function: arginase activity; manganese ion binding. NCBI's taxonomy places the organism in Eukaryota, Metazoa, Chordata, Mammalia, Artiodactyla, Balaenopteridae.